Molecule: messenger RNA, 4854 nt
Organism: Nilaparvata lugens (brown planthopper)
Lineage: Eukaryota; Metazoa; Arthropoda; Insecta; Hemiptera; Delphacidae
Product: forkhead box C1-A
Exons: 3
Coding region: 2686-3717 (343 amino acids)
Biological process (GO): cell differentiation; anatomical structure morphogenesis; regulation of transcription by RNA polymerase II
Molecular function (GO): DNA-binding transcription factor activity, RNA polymerase II-specific; RNA polymerase II cis-regulatory region sequence-specific DNA binding
Source: RefSeq, a predicted model, not a curated record
ACUUCCUGAGCUAAACUAGAACGCAUCUCUUGACUUGUCUCUCGACUUGGCGUAUCGCAUCCUCUCGCUAUCUGCGCUUUGCUCUUCGUCUGCACGAAUCCUUGAUAUUAUGUGCCACGCAUCCACACCACGUGAUCAGCUACAUAAGAAGGAAAAACGCUUCGUACAAGAAUUGAAAUUCUUUUUCACGUCGACGCGCUCUGAUUUUCGGCGAAAUUCGAUUCCGUCCAACUGCAGAGAGAGGACUGACAAGUGCUCGAAACGUCGUCUCAUCAUUGGUGGCCUGUUGAAAAGCUAUCGGUCCAAAGUGAAGAAUAGACUCAUCGCCUGGGGACAAUCAGGGUAGGAACAUUCCACUGAAAUUUGUUACAAUUUUUCUUGUUAACUCAUUUCUAGGUCUCAAAUAUGUGUUACCAAUCGGUUACAGUUCCUAUGUAGGUCUUGUUAAAAACUAUGUAGACUAUACUGAGCUCAUCUACUUGGGCCAUGUUGAAUCUAAGGGUGUGAAAAUGAGUAUAUGAAAUGUGGUGAGUCGGAUAUUUUUAAUCACAAUGUUACUUGUUUGUUCAUUAUAUACUCUAACAGGCACAUUGUUUAGACACAAUCUAUCAAUUGACACUUUCGUGAAAUAAUAAUUAACUAUUCUCAUCGGGAAUUUAAGGAGCCAUAGUGUAUUGUUUUGGAGCACAUUGUUCGAAAUAAGCAUGCAAUUAUGACUCUCAUAUAAACUAAUUGGAAAAUUAAAAAUUUUUCACGCUAUUUUCCAUUGUGGAAAUUGAUUCUAAUGUUGAGAAUUAGUAAUUGUGUUGGAUAAUGAACUUUUGAAUUCUGUACAACAAUAAUAGUGUGAGUAUCAAUACCUAGUGGGCUUAUUAUGUUAGUUCUCUAAUAGGCGGGCAUUAUAUUUAGCUUCUUUUGAAUACAUGCUUGAUCUACGAUAGUUGUUCAAUAAAACAACUUGCUGAUUGAUUGAGCAUUUAAUAAAAAUAUUGAGAAGUGUGGUUCCAAAGAACUAAUUGAAUACUCUCAUUCUAAUUUAAAUUUGAAAAUUCACUUAAGCACAUAUUUGCAUAUGUGUUAUAGUUUAGCAUUUCUUAUUCAACAUUUAUUCUAACCGAACAGUUUUCAUUGUCUAAAUUUAUGCAAAUCUGAUUAUUUCCACUGUUCAAUCUAAUCUCGUUAGAGUCUGAAAAUAAUUGGAAAGCUAUUUUAACUUUCGAUCGUCUUUGACGUAAUUAACGUAUAAUUUAUUGUAGUCAAUGCCUAUUGGAUGAGAGUUCAUCAGAGUUUUUGAAAACGCAAGGUUGAAUAAUUUUUGCAAGUUCAGUGGGGUUGAAAGUUUUGUCAUCCCUUUGCAAUUACUCAAUUAUCAAUUGAUAUUGGGGGUAAUUUUGAUUGAAGCGACUACCACCAACCCCCCCUCCCUGGCUGCAAUGGAGUGUGUGAAGCGCGCCUAGACGACUAACUUGGACUGACCAAUGGCGUUCGAGCUGAAGUUUUGCGCCCUCUCUGUCGCACACAAUUCAAAAGUUUCGACUCUCUCCUCCUGUCACACCCUUGGCCUAAUCCGUCUCAGUUUGUGUUCUCAUUCUCGCUUCGUCCGUUAUCAUCGUGCGGCCACGUCACGGAUGGUAAACAAGUAAACAAAUAAACAAUAAACAAAAAGCAAUCAAAACAUGUGUUUCACUGUGCACACACAUAAUAGGAACGGCAGAGGAAAAGUGUAGGCUGUAUAGGAGGGGUGCUGUAUACACGGCUCAUAUUCAAGAGUAAAUAAACGCCGCGCCGCGCCUCUCUCUUAUCUGGUAUUGCCCUCUCUGUCUUGCCAAGCACGUUACCCGACCAAGACACGAAGUUUGUCGAGCUGUUAGUUCAGUUUGUUUGCUUGCGCCGAGUCGAUCGAGUGUGGCCGGAGACGGAAUAGCGAUAGCAAGAGCACGCUGCUUUCAGUGAGGUUAAGUUUGUCUGUCUGCAUGUUUCGCGCUCUGUGAGCGUCGUGGGAACGGUUAUCGUCAUCUCAAAAACUGCAUUUCGACGAAAAGGUGUAUUGAUUUUUGUGGAAAAGCUCUGUGUAAAAUCCAUAAAAUUGUCUCAUAAUCUGCUACAAAGUUGAAGCGGGCUAUCUUCUACAAAGUUGAAGCGAGAAGAGAUACGGGUUUCUAAAUUUAUGUGUUAGUUUUUUUUGGAAGAAUAUCGUGAAAAUAGUGUGUUUGCACUUGAGAACCAAUAUUUUCAAUUGGAGACUUAAAAGUUCCCACGUGUUUGACGCGUCAAGGAAUCGUCGCGUUGAUAAGAGCAUAGUGUCUGGAGAGACUCCACCUGCUAGUCAACUGUGAGUUCACAAUAUUCUCGAGUGUUGGUUACGUGAUAUCUAUAAACGGGGGUAGAAAAGACAAAUACUGAAUUCUAAUUUGUUGGCAAAAUAUUUAUAAUUAUAGAGCAUUCUGUCUGGAAGUGCGGAUUUGGGAUCUGGAAGAGGUCUGGAUUUGAUAAGAAGUGACAAUCUUCGUUCAAGUGGAAAGGAACCACGCGAGUCACGCGGGGAGAUACCAUAGAGUUUUCAUCGUAGGAUUGGAAAAUUAUAACUGUCCGAUUGAGUGCGUCAGAAGUAAAACGUUUUGGGAAAGGUAGUAAUUUCUUGAAUCGGUGUUGGUUGAGGAGUUGAUUAGGACAGCUGAUGAAUCGAUGAUGCUUCCAACCUCAACUGCCAGCGCAUCGCAAUCAGGUUUGGAUCUGUCCAUCACAGCCGGCUCUCAACCGUUUCAGCAGUCGGAUCGCAGCCAAUCUUCGAGUCCCGUCGAGGGUCAACAUCAGUUGCUGAGUCAGCAACAGAUCUCGCCCAGACUAGAGCAGCAUCCAGGAGCCGCAGACGUCUCGACAUCUGAGUCAGCGAUAUCGUCUUCGGCAGCCAUGGACCUCCAUCACCAUUCGCCUCCACACCUGGCGACCGCCUUCCCCUUCCCUGCCACUCAUCUGCCUUAUCUCUACCACCAUUACAACCUGCAGGCUCGGCUCCUGCCCUACAUACAUCAGCUGCAGAUGUCUCACUUCAAACAGACAGCAGCUACAGCGAGCAGAGAGCGUCCCGAGAAGCCACCCUACUCAUACAUAGCGCUGAUAGCAAUGGCGAUCACUUCGGCGCCCAAUCAGCGACUGACCCUGAGCGGCAUCUACCACUACAUCAUCGAGCACUUUCCCUACUACCGCGACAACUGCCAGGGCUGGCAGAACUCAAUCCGCCACAACCUCAGCCUCAACCCGUGCUUCGUGCGGGUGCCUCGCGAAAAGGGCGAGGGCAACGGCAAGGGUAGCUACUGGACGGUUGAUCCGGUCGCUGCCGCCAACAUGUUUGAGCGAGGCAACUAUCGCCGGCGCAAGGCGCAGCGGCAAGCCCCGGCGUCACGGGCUACUGUGCAACAGGUUACAUCAAGUCCAGAGGAGAGCGUCCGAGUCAAAGUAAUUGAGAAGAACGACUUGAAAAACAACGAUAGUAAUACGAUAACAAUUGAAAUUGAAACAAAUGAAGAUGCAGCACCGUUGAAGAAGCCAAGACUCGCCAAUGAAUUUGCGUCGGAAAACACGACUGCUCCCUUCACACCAGCAUCGCGACUAGGCAAAACAUCGAUUUUUCUAAUCGAGAAUCUCAUGAAACCUGAGCCCAAUAGCAAUUGCUCAUCAGAUGAGCAUAGCAUUGAUUCUGUGAGGAAUUCUACAUGAAGAUAUAAAUAGGCUGUUGUGAGAUCAGUAUUGUUAUUAGUUACUGUAAUCUUAAUCGACUACAAAUGAAAUUGACUAUUUUCGUCAACUCCGAUGAUGUUAACGUGCACUUGAAAUUAUAAAUAAUCAGUCUUUUUUAUUAGUUCCACUUAUAUUUGAAGCUGAGAAUAUACAGUGAGAAGAUUUGGAUUUCUUGUAAUUCACGUGAAAACGUGCUUUCAAAUAACUUAAAUUUGUAUCAUUAACUUCUUCAAUUUUGAUUAUUUUUGAGCCCCGCAAGGCGUAAUAUGACUAAUUUAGAGGCGCUGAAAUUUGUUAUCAGCGCAUUUUCAUCGAAGAGUUUUUCAAGGCACUGACCAAGUUCUGGAAUAUUAUUAUAAUGAAUUGCUCUUAUCGAAUACUGUUUCAUCUUAUCUUCAGUAUUCCAUUUUAUUUACAUUUCUGAGUUCAAUACAGCGUAAAUUAUAAAUGCCAUUUCUUGUUUGCAAUAUAAUUAUGAAAUGCCAUUCCAUCGCAAUGAUUUGUCGUUUGGUUAGCAACUGUCCUAUCCAAGAGUUUGGUUUGAAUUGAGAAAUAACUACGGUACGAAAUUAUAUAUUUUUUACAAAAUAGAAAUUUUAAAUUAAAAUAACUGUUAAUGAGAAUAUUUGAUUGUUGGCUGAAUCUGAACGUCAAUCGAGUAAUUUAUAUUCCAGAGAAAUCUCACUGGCAUUUAGGCUGCCUAAUCAGAAUAAUUUUUAUUUUCAUAAUCGACAAUGUGCCUGUAUUAGGACGGAGUUCUUAUCAGUUAAGUUGUUUACUACGUGUGUUAUCGUAAUGAUUGUGGUUGAGAUUCAACUAGAGCACAUUCUUAGUGUGUGAAUGUGAUUUUCUUGAAGUUUAGUAUUAUUAGAAGAAUUACUCAUGUUAAACUGUUUAUUCAAUGGUAAUACGGAUUCAUGUAAGAUUUAGAAAUGAAGUCUUUUGGACUCAGAUUAUAUUCAUUGACAUCAUUCCUGAUUAUUGAAGAGUUUGGAAAGUUUUCUUGUUUUGAUUGUUACUAACUGUAUAAUGUGGAUUUUCUAAAUAGAUUUAAGAAUAAGGCAUUAUAUUUCUAUGAUUUUGUAAAAUAAAGAAAAGUCAUCAUAAUUGUGACAA